AUGGAGACGUACGAUUCGAAACGACGCCCCCCGCGGCCCCCCCUCUUCACCAGUAAUUCAACAGGAUCGACCAGCCUCCAUAGCUCUGGAUCAUGCGACCCGUCGUUAUUACCCGCUGUUUCGUCACAGCUCCGAAAAGUUGUCUGGUAUUCACUCGACAACAAUCUCAUCCCUAACGCUAUAUUCACGGCCGAACGGCUGAUAGCAUUCGAUUCGAAGGACCCUGAGAACAUCUACCUCCUCGCUCUAUCACUUUACCGUGGUAACCACGUUAAGCACGCUGAGAGUAUCACGAAGUCUGUUAAAGGGCAUUUGGGGUGUGCCUAUAUCUAUGCCCAGUGCUGUCUAGUAUUAAAAAAGUAUAGAGAGGGUAUUGCCGCACUGGAAAAGUGCAAAUCCCUAUGGGUUAGCGAGAGCCAUUGGAAUCAACAUUCAGAUAAGGAACGACGUUCGACACCGGAUGCAGCAGCUGUCCUUAACGUCUUGGGUGACUUGUUUAUGGGCAUGCGAGAUGAUAAGCUAGCCCUUCAAGCGUAUCAUGCCUCGUUUGCGGCAAAUCCAUACCUUUGGGAUUCGUUUAGCUCGACUGCGGAAACCGGUGCUGCACUUAAGGCUGGAGCCGUGUUUAAACCGACAGAAGAAAUGCUUGCUGUGGCUAGGAUGGCCAGCCAGUCACUGAAUUCAUCUAUGACGGAAGAAACGGUCACCUAUCAGAGCCAAUUCAGCAACAGUCAAGAUCACGAUCCAUUCUCAUCUUCUUCAUCACAAUCACGAGAUCCCGGGACCGUUUUUGGUGUGCCGCCAGCCCCGCAAAAUAGGUUGAACGAGGGUGGGGCAAAUGUGGGGAUGGAAACCCCAACGAGUGAUAAUGUCAUUCCGGCUUCCAUCGACUACCCGAAAGCGCCAUCCCGUAAAGCCAGACCUCAAAGCUUGAUAGAUGCUCCGCGAAAGACUUUGAUGACCAGAUCGCGAGAUCAGGAUCAUCAGCUAGAGAAAAAAAGGUCCAUUGCUAGUACCGAUGAGGCUAAGAACUCCCAGACCGCUGUGACCGCUCCAGCUACCCGCAGAAGCAAUCGAAUUCUCAACUCAAGCCGAAUUGCCAGUAAAUUUGCGGCGGCCGGGCAACGAGAAGCGAAGAAACCUAAGACGGCUACCAAGUCUUCAAGUCGAGGCCAAUUAGCUGCGGACAAAACCUCCAGCGCUCUGGUCCAUAGCCAGGGUGAUGUCCACAUGGCGGAGGCUCGGCCAAUAUCGGCUCCUAUUCCAAGACCGCAAGAACCUAAGGAGGUCAUGGCACAUGUUGUUAUAUUGGAUCUGUAUAGAAAACUCGGGACUGCGUUGGUUAACCUCUGUCGUUUUGACUGCAAGGCGGCUGUUAUGAACUACCAGUCCUUAAACUCGAUCCACAGAGAAACUCCAUAUGUCCUCGCGAAGCUUGGGCGAGCCUUAUAUGAACUUUCUAGGUAUACCGAAGCCGGUGAAUGCUUCGCAAAAGUCCGCCUGAUGGAUCCUCUGCGGAUGCAAGAGAUGGAAACAUAUUCAACCUUGCUUUGGCAUCUCAAGAAGGAUGUUGAAUUAUCAUUCCUAGCUCACGAACUCUUUGAUUUGGACCGAGUUUCUCCCCAGGCAUGGUGUGCCCUAGGGAACUGUUAUUCGCUCCAGCGAGAUCACGACCAGGCUCUUCGAUGCUUCAAGCGUGCUACUCAGAUCGACGACGGACUUGCCUAUGCUUAUACAUUACAGGGUCACGAACAUCUUGCCAAUGAUGAUCUUGAGAAAGCCAUGUCAUGUUUCAGAAGCGCUCUGUCUGCUGAUAGCCGACAUUACAACGCUUGGUACGGAAUCGGGAAAGUCUACGAGAAGUCAGGGAAGAACGAUAUGGCUCUUAGGCAUUACAAGACUGCUUAUUCCAUUAACCCAACAAACGUUGUCCUGAUUUGCUGUGUUGGUGCGGCGUUCGAAAAGGAAGGAAACUACAAACAAGCACUAGUCCAUUAUUCGAAGGCCUGUGAUCUUGCACCGGGUAGCGCCCUGUCAAAGUUCAGAAAGGCUCGCGUCUUAAUAGGAUUAGGGAAAUUACAUGCGGCACGGGAUGAGCUUGUCUCUAUCAAGGAUAUUGCCCCAGAGGAAGCAAACGUACAUUUCAUGCUUGCGAGAGUCUAUAAGCUACUCCACGAGAAGCAACUUGCUGUUAAGCAUUUUACAUCCGCUCUACACUUAGACCCCAGAGCGAGUUCGUUGAUCAAGGAAGCGAUGGAGUCACUAGACGACCCCAACGAGGACUCGUACAUAGAAGACGCGGAGCCCUACUUGGAGCAGUAA
Molecule: messenger RNA, 2322 nt
Organism: Orbilia oligospora ATCC 24927
Lineage: Eukaryota; Fungi; Ascomycota; Orbiliomycetes; Orbiliales; Orbiliaceae
Exons: 5
Coding region: 1-2322 (773 amino acids)
Biological process (GO): cell division
Molecular function (GO): protein binding
Source: RefSeq, a predicted model, not a curated record